Messenger RNA from Paramecium octaurelia, 833 nucleotides. The record is from the annotation of a GenBank genome assembly. NCBI's taxonomy places the organism in Eukaryota, Ciliophora, Oligohymenophorea, Peniculida, Parameciidae.
AUGUUUAUACCAAGAUUAAUUGAAAAAGAAGAUAAAUUCUUAUGUAAAUCAAAGCACCAAUAACCUGUUAAAUCAGUUAUUUUGGAUCCUUUUAUAUCAAAUAAUCUGAGACUCUUAUGCAAGGUUUGCGAAUAAUAAUAUCUCAUGCAUUCAAGAAUUGUGGAUUAUGAACAGCUCAAAAAUUGUUUUUAUGAACAACAGCGUGAAAGAAUUCAAUAAUAUCAAUUAAUUAUCAACCCUCAUAUUUAAUGCGUAGAAAAUUUAAUGAAAAUUCUUGAAUCUCUUAAAUCGAGGUUAAUUCAAUAAUUUGACAAUUUACUUUGGCUCUCUAAGGAUUGGAUUACAUAACUAGUGGACUCUGCAACAUCUUACAGCUUCUUUGAAGAACUAGAUAAGGUAACUUCACAAUAAGUACCUGUUUUGGAUUUAAGUACAUUUAUUGGUUGUGUAAAAAAAACAAAUUACAAUUUGAACUCAAAGAUAAAUAUUAAACUAGAUUAAUUCAAAUUUUUACCAGAGUUCCAAUCUACUUAGGAACUAUUUGCCUAUCAAAAUAAUCUAAUUGAUUAAUAGAAUGUUGAAGUUAAGGCUUAACCAUUAAUUUAUACAAAUUCAUCAUUUUAUUCUACAUUUUAAGAUAUAGAAAGAGUCGAUACUUAACAAGAAAAUGUCUAAGCCUAUAAAAGUUUAAUUUGGGAUGUUUAAUUUUAGAAAUUUGCACAUGUUACAUUUCAAAUUGAAAUUACGAAAGACAAUAAAUUUAAUAUACCAGAGAUGGUUUCAUCCUAAGAAGGUAAUCUUUUCUGUCCACCUUAAUAGUGAGUCAUUGAAUG